Messenger RNA from Vanrija pseudolonga, 3155 nucleotides. RefSeq names its product Forkhead box protein I1-ema (gene foxi1e). NCBI's taxonomy places the organism in Eukaryota, Fungi, Basidiomycota, Tremellomycetes, Trichosporonales, Trichosporonaceae. Gene Ontology annotation, biological process: regulation of transcription by RNA polymerase II. The record is from RefSeq and is a predicted model, not a curated record. Gene Ontology annotation, molecular function: RNA polymerase II cis-regulatory region sequence-specific DNA binding; DNA-binding transcription factor activity, RNA polymerase II-specific. The coding region runs from base 461 to 2593 and encodes 710 amino acids. The transcript has 5 exons.
GCCCAACCCUGGAUCUCUUCUCUCCUCUCCCACACCUAACCCAACCCACCACAACUGGGGUCAACUCUCAGCAACAACGACCUCGUCUACAGCUCCCCUCCUCUCCCAUCCUCUCCUCCCCUCCCCUCUCCCCCAAAGCACUGGCUCCUAGUCGUCGCGACUCGAGCACACACGCACGUAGCAAAACCACACCACACCUGUGCCUCGGCCCUCGUCGCCCAUCGUUUCGCGCCGACGACAUCUGCCUGCCUCUGUUGGCGGGAGAAAACCCCCACCCACCCUCGCUACUACCUUCUACCCACUCCGCUCCUUCCAUCGCCCGCCCCGCUGCUGGCCAUCCCAGCAGCAUCCAGCAAAACACUCGCUCUACCAUCUCGCCCACACUCGCUCCCCCUUGCCAUUGUUGCUCGACCACCACCGGCGUCCCAGCGAGCGCCGGCAAAGUCCACCAGCCACACCCAUGGUCGACAUUCGAACCACUAGCCGAAAGGGAGCAGCAGACCCGCGCACACCCGGAACAGACAUUGGCAUCACGACGGCCUUGACGAGCAACUAUAGGUCGAGCCAGACAUCGACCCGCCAGCCCUCACCCAGAAAAGGAGCAUCAGCAUCCAGAGUGCUACCAUCUCCACAGUCCUUGUCACCGCGUAAACACUCGUCCCUCUCUCCUCAAGACCACCCCCAACCCCGUCUCCCACCCUCGUUUGAACCCACCCCGGCAACUGCCCUCGCACCAGCCAUUCCCUCUCGCUACGGCGGCGUCUACACCCCCCACUCGCCUUACCGCCCAGGAGAGUACCAGCGCUCAGAGUGCGCUCCGUCUGAACGUACGCGCAUCGUCCGCAAGCUCUUUGACGACGACGAGGCUCUCGUCCCCACGAUCAAGGAAGAAUUAAACGGCAGCAGCCCUUUAGCACCCGCCUUUGAAGCAAAGAUGGUGCUACGAAAUGGUGCUUCCGUGGACCUCAUCUCAUGGUUGAGGACAAACUUCCACCACCAACCCCCACCACACACCCCGGUGACAUCCUUCAUGUCACUAGCCCACGUCGAACGCCUGUUAAAAGAACGCUUCCCCCGCGUCCCCGACCUCGCCGAGUUGCAUCGUGCCGUCCUUGCCGCUUUCCCCCACUCGGAGUGGGAGUCGGACAAUGUCAAUGCCCAGGAGCCUCCUAUGAUGCGCGGCCUCACAUGGCACGGCCGCGAUGUUGCAGAGGAGGAUGACUACGAUGCGACGCCCGGCAGGUCGCGCGGAAGCGCGCUCGCUCGGGAGCGCGGACGUGCGCCGCACCGUAUCGAAACGGAUGUGUUCGGCUCGGCUUCGUACUCUGCAGGCCAGUCUGCCACGAACGGUGCUGGCACCAGCCGCAGCCCAACAAACUCGUCUCUUAUGAGCCCCGUAUCGAGCAGCACCCGGCGUGCGCUCCCCGACACGCCUGCGAGAAGUGUCCUUGACGACUUUGCCGAGAUUGUCACUCGGACACCUGUCGCCAAGCCCCGUGCGCUCGACAUUGAGCCAUUCCCACUAGGCCACGCCGCUGCCAACGGCGCUCAGCCCUCCCGCCCAUAUCAGCAUGCGGCGACCCGCAAGCGCCAUGCGUCCCAGUCACCAGACCGUGGCCAACGUCGCCGGGCAUCAACUCCCGACGCCCUCCAAGAGCUGCUCAACGCCGCCGAGGCCGUCGAGGGCAGCCCUCUCAACUCUGUGUUAUCCAAACAGGAGCGAGGCCACAAGCGCCGCCGUACUAUUGCUGGUUCCACCACCCACGACUUCAUGUACAACAGACCAGUGCCUAUCGGUAUCGACCAGCGACGAUCGCAAUCAGUACGAGGAACGGUUUCGCCUCAGAUUGGCGGCCUGUCCAUACUCUCUGCCCGCGAGAGCAUGCAGCGCAGCCCGCCGUCCGGCGAUGAGGAGCCCGUCUCACCGCUCGUAUCUGAAGAGUCGGCUGCUUCGCAGCUCGCUGCCUUGGGUAGCGGGUCGUGGCCCACACGUCGUGGCCCGGCCAGCUCGACGGCGUCCCAACUCUCGGUCAUCUCCGAGUCGGUCCAGUUGGCCGGUCCCUCGGUUGGCCCACCGCAGCCCAAGACCACUGGUCGCAAGGUCAACGAACUCCCAACGUCGUCCCAAGGUCAAUUCCCCGGCGUCGACUGCAAGCCACCUUACCCAUAUCAUGAAAUGAUCCGUCACGCUAUUGACGCCGCGCCGGACAGGAAACUGCAGCUGGCACAGAUCUACUCGAGCAUCGCCGACCGCUUCCCCUUCUUCAAGACGCUCGACGAGAAGAAGACGGCUGGUUGGCAAAACUCUAUCAGGCACAAUCUCUCCCUCAAGAAAAUGUUUGUUCGUGUCAACAAGGCAGACGGGCAACCCGACGACUCUGGCGGCAAGGGUGGCUGGUGGACCGUGCAGGCUGGUGUGCCCGACGAGGGACGACCUGGACGCAAGGCCAAGGCCAAGCGUCUCAAGGAUGGUCCUCCUGUGCUCGACGAUGCCAGUAAUGCGACGAGCACCGCCAGCACGCCUGCGCCCCCGACCCAGCCGCCCCCUUUGUAUCCGCAGACGCAGCCGCACCCGAUUGCCGAGUCGCAAUAGUGCGACACGUGCGGAUCGCCCCUCCUCGCCCCUACCCGCCCUUGAUCGCCGUACCCCACGGAUUGUUACUCGAACCCCUGUAGCCCCCACUCGCCUUGACCAAUCUACACAGCCUUAUCUUUGGUUCGGCUAUCUCUCGCUCUCUCUCUCUCUAUCUGGCCCUCUCGAUCCGCUCGGCCACAACCUUCACUUGACUCUACAACCUACUACCCUAUAUUCCGGCUAGCGCCUGACGUCAUGCCUAUCGUCCUGGAUGGCGCUGUAAUAUGAAAGCAGCGCCUUGGGAGCUCCCACAAUUGUCGACACGAAUCGACACCACACCAGGCCGAUCUGAUUGUUGUGCAGCAGCGAGCGUGCGCGUGCAGGCAAGCAGACGAGUGCAACGGAAACCCACGGGCAGAAGACUUCAACUCUGGAAAACAGAAAAACCCCACACACUGUCACCCCUUGUCGUCAUCUUUUUUACUCUUCCUCUCUUUGGUUGGUUGGGGGUGUUACGAGCCAGACGCGUCGUGCGUCCCCCCACGAUUUGUUGCGAUUAUGCACUUGCAUUUGUAGUGAA